AAAAAAAAAAAAAAAAAAAAAAAUCCAAAACGAAGAAAAAGCACAAAAAUAUGUCACUGUUCGAGAAUCCGGACAACAUACGCAUGCUACGCGAUUUGCUCACACCACCUGAGGAGCGAGACAACUCGGACACAGACGAGGAUGAGCCAGUCGCCAGCACACAAGCCAAACGCACCAAUUUCACGCCCGCACAUUUUGGCAACAGCUGCAGUAGCGACAAACAAGCGGCAAAAACCGGCGAACGCCCACAGCCCACAAACAUCGAGGAAUGGCAAAAGCAACAGGAGCAGGAGGACAAUGAGAUUUUAGAGAGACGCAAGCGACCGGAAUACAACAUGACCUAUCGGCAGGCGGUGGGCACAGAGGAUCUCUAUCUGCAGAUGGGUAAUCGCACUAAUGCCACGGCCAGUUGUGAGGAUUUGUUACUGGAGAUAUUGCUGCCCGACGAGACGACACCGGCGGAUAAAAUGGAUUUGUCAAUUACCGAAGAUGAAGUGGAUUUGGCGACGCCAAUUUAUCGCCUCAAAUUGCCACUGCCACACAAGGUGAAUGUGGACCGUUGUCGUGCCAAAUAUAUUGCAGAGCAGCGCAAACUCUGUCUGACGUUGAGACUGCAACGGGAAUUCGAUUAUGUGAACUUUUAGAAGGGGAGGCGGCAGAACGUUAAGCUGCUCAAAUCGCCAGCGAAUGCGACUGCAUACUAUAGCAAGAGAAAACAAAAACAAAACUAAAAAUAAAAACAGAAGAAUGGAAGGAAAGGGCGGUAGGCUAUGGCACUGCAGUGGAUUUGUUUUUCGCUCUAUUUUGGUUUGCAAUAAAUAUUAUUGAGCAGCUAAUAAAUGUGUGCUUGUAUA
This is a messenger RNA of Ceratitis capitata (Mediterranean fruit fly), 854 nucleotides long. RefSeq names its product protein PIH1D3 (gene Dnaaf6). Bases 51 to 644 code for a protein of 197 amino acids. Gene Ontology annotation, cellular component: cytoplasm. NCBI's taxonomy places the organism in Eukaryota, Metazoa, Arthropoda, Insecta, Diptera, Tephritidae. The transcript is spliced from 3 exons. Gene Ontology annotation, biological process: axonemal dynein complex assembly. The record is from RefSeq and is a predicted model, not a curated record. Gene Ontology annotation, molecular function: protein-folding chaperone binding; dynein intermediate chain binding.